Messenger RNA from Argentina anserina (silverweed cinquefoil), 961 nucleotides. RefSeq names its product acid phosphatase 1-like. Gene Ontology annotation, molecular function: acid phosphatase activity. The transcript is spliced from 3 exons. Lineage: Eukaryota; Viridiplantae; Streptophyta; Magnoliopsida; Rosales; Rosaceae. The coding region runs from base 65 to 850 and encodes 261 amino acids. The record is from RefSeq and is a predicted model, not a curated record.
GGCCGGCAAUAUUGAUCAGCACCAGUUUCCUCUCUUACCAAGACCAAAGCAAAAGAGGUACAUCAUGGAACUGGUGCCGUUUCUAUUCUUCUUCUUCCUAACCACCAUAGUAGCAACAAUCCAAGCUUCAGAUAGAUCAAUAUCCCACCAGAUUCAUGUCCUCCGGCCACAAACCGGUUCUCACGGCAGGCACGUCCCCGGCAUUUCAUGCAUGAGCUGGAGACUCGGCGUCGAAGCCCACAACAUCCUCGGCUGGACGACUGUUCCGGCUGUCUGUGAACGCUAUGUAGGAAACUACAUGCUCGGCCACCAGUACAGACAGGACUCGAAAGCUGUUACUAAUGAAGCUCUGCUCUACGCUAAGAGCCUGAACCUUACAAAGGACGGCAAGAACUUGUGGGUCUUCGACAUAGAUGAGACUGCUCUCUCCAACCUGCCUUAUUAUGCUCGCCAUGGAUUCGGGGCGGAGCUAUACAAUUCAACUGCAUUCAACGCCUGGGUCUUAGAAGGCACAGCCCCAGCUUUGCCUGAGAGUCUAAGACUGUACAGUAAGUUAAUGGCUCUCGGAAUUAAGGUCGCAUUCAUAACUGGAAGAGGAGAAUCUCAAAGACGUAUCACAGAAAUCAAUCUCAAAUUUGUUGGAUACCUUAAUUGGGAGAAGCUUAUUCUAAAGAAUACAUCUUAUUCCGGUAACACAUCGGUUGUGUAUAAAUCAUCGGAGAGAAGGAAACUUGAAGAGAGUGAAUAUAGGAUAAUUGGGAACAUUGGUGAUCAAUGGAGCGAUCUCUUAGGCACUAAUGUGGAUUAUCGGACCUUCAAGUUGCCCGAUCCAAUGUAUUACAUUAAUUGAACAAUAGUUAUUCUUCUUUCACUAGGUUGAACAUUUUAUCAAGCUUAUCGAACGUUCAAAUAAAAUGACCAAGCUAUGAUGUGAUGAUACUAAUCAAUUAUUCGUUUCUAA